Austrofundulus limnaeus is the source of this 1911-nucleotide messenger RNA. It is a transcript of the gene bmb, whose product is annotated as brambleberry. Lineage: Eukaryota; Metazoa; Chordata; Actinopteri; Cyprinodontiformes; Rivulidae. The record is from RefSeq and is a predicted model, not a curated record.
ACAUGGACCACAGACUUCACUUCCUGCUCGCGGUCUGCGUCCUGACCUGUCCUCCUGUCAGCGGCCUGUUUGAGUGGCUGAAGGCCACCUGGACUCCUCCUCCGGCAGCACCUCCUCCUGCUCCUCCAGCGGCUCCUGCACCCCUCAGUGAAGACGCUCGCUUUGAGAUGAUGACUGCAGAUGAGAAGUUUGUGAGCGAGGCGAAGCAGCUGGAGCUCAGCCCGUUAGACAGCUGCCACUACAAGGUGAUCGCCCGACUAAAGUCCAGCUGCGAGAGUCUGUCUGAGGAGUCCCUGGCCAAGCUGGGAGUGGAGCUGUUUAACUGCCAGGCGCAGACCGAGGGCCGGCGCACGUUUCCCUGCUCAGAGGAGAUGACCAUCAGGGAGUGCACGUCGGACAUGGAUCCAGACACGUGGAACGCGUACCACAUCGUGAGCAACCGAGCGCGCUCCGUGUGCUACGCCACGCGCCAGCAGCUGUUCCGGCGCCGAGCGGAGCUGACGGUCAACGCUCUGAUCUCCACGGCCAGCAGCCAGCUGGAUGCCAUGAAGGACCUGCAGGAGGGCCAGCUGGAGCUGAAGGAGCUGACGGCGGCGUCUCUGGACAAGCUGCUGGAGGGUCACGGCGCCCUGCGGGCCCAGCAGGGGGCGCUGCACCGAGGCCAGGAGCAGAUGGAGGGUUCCCUGAGGAGCAACCUGGAGCGUCUGAGUCAGGAGAAGGCCCUGAUCGCCUCGGGCCAGGAGCUGGUCGCUCAGCUGAUUCAGAGCAUCACCAAGAAAAUGGAGAACGUGAGCGAAGCCCUGCAGGUCCAGAGCUCGGAGGUACAGGACGGACACAAGGWGAUCGUGGAGGACCUCGCAGACGUCCGACAACAAGCUCAGGACAUCUACCAGAGAAUUGACCAGAGCAUGUCGGAGUUCCUGCAGUACCAGGACCAGACCUCCCAGUACUACACAGACCUGAUGGACAAGCUGGACCGCAUGAACGGCACGCUGGGCUUCAUGCUGCAGCUGCUCGACCACAUGCAGGGCGCCAUCGAGGAGCGGCUGCACGCCAUCCAGGGCUACCUCGGCUGGGCGGGUUUGAGUCUGACAGCCAUGUGGUCCUGCGUGGCACACGCGGCGUACUUCCUGUUGGGGGCGGUCCUCCUGACGUUCCUGCGCUGCUCGUGGUUCUCCCGAGCUCUGCUGCUGCUCGUGGUUCCGCUGAACGCAGCGGCCGAAGUCAACCAGCAGCCGGCGCUGGACCUGACCGGGCUGAGCCUGCUGCUGCUCGCCGCGUCUCUGGCUCACUGGUUCCUGAAUCAGCUGUGGGCCUGCUUUCAGAGCAGCCGAAGUCCGGCUGCCUCGCUCCUCGCGCUGUACCCGUCGAACGUCGCGGAGCCGCAGAAAGACGUGACGUCAUCGGGAAACUCGUAUCCUCAGUCUUCCACACCGCAGAGGGACCUGAAGUACGACGUGGAUCCAGACCAGCUGUUGGACCAGGACCAGUUUUUACCAGGUGACCUCAGCCUGUCGAUGGUGUCUCCAGAGGCCAGGUCCAGGUCCAGACUGACCCCUCAGUGCGUCCUCUCAGGGGCUCUGAUGGACGACACCCCCCUGAAGAACCUGGGAGCUGGUUCUGAUGCGGAGAACUGGACCGACUUCAGGUCCGACUGGAGGAGCGCGAGUCCCGCCCCGUCUCUGCUCACCAACAGCAGCUCUGUGUCGGGGCGCCAGCUCUGCAACGGAACCACGAAAACCGGGAAAGCCUGCAAGAAGAGGGCUGUCCCGGGUCAGGAGUUCUGCCGGGUCCACGAGGGGGGCCACUCCUCCUACGCCCUCUCCUAAAGUUUCUGUAGCAAUUUUUUAACAUUUUGUUUUUAUUCUCAUGUUUUAUUGUCUUUUUUAAAUAAAUCCCUGCCUGUUUUAA